AUGUCCAUCCUCACCCCACGAUGCCGGCCGAUGGCGAAAUGGGCAACCUUGUCGAGUCGGCCGACGCUCUGUCCUUUCCCAUCCGUUUCCCUGUUCCCGCCCGCGUUGUCGCCUUUGCCCGGCAUGCCGACAGCCAUGGCCGCCACCGUCAGCCGUGACGCCGGAGCGCACGGGUCCUGGCUGGGUGCCAAAGGCCCAGGCUCCUUCGACCUGAGAAGCGACGUCGUGACCACGCCGACGCCAUCGAUGCUUGCCGCCAUCCAGUCCUGCAGCCUUCUGGAUGAUGUUUUCCGGGAAGAUCCGACGACGGCCGACCUCGAGUCCCACGUGGCCGCCUUGGCCGGAAAGGAGGCCGGCUUGUUCGUGCUCUCCGGUACCAUGGGGAACCAGCUUGCGCUGCGGAGUCUCUUGCUUCAGCCUCCGCACGGCGUCUUGUGCGACCAUCGGUCCCACAUUGUCCAGUACGAGGCCGGCGGUGUCUCAUCCCUGACCGGUGCCACCGUGAAGCCCGUCGUGUCGAGCAACGGCAUCCACCUGACGCUCGAGGACGUGGCCGCCAGCGUCGCUCUGGGCGACGACGUCCAUUCAUGCCCCACAAAGGUCAUCAGUCUCGAGAACACGCUCAACGGCAUGGUGAUGCCGCUGAGCGAGGUGCGGCGCAUCGCCGCCUUCGCGAGGGAGCACGACAUCAAGAUGCACUGCGACGGCGCGAGGCUGUGGGAGGCCGUCGUCGCCGGCGCCGGCACCUUGCCCGACUUUUGCUCCCACUUCGACACCGUCAGCCUUUGCCUCUCCAAGGGGCUCGGCGCGCCCGUCGGAAGCCUCCUGGUGGGACCCCGAGCGACGCUGAAGCACGCGAGAUGGGUUCGCAAGUCCAUCGGGGGCGGCUUGCGCCAAUCGGGCGUCGUCGCCGCCGCCGCUCGCGUUGCCGUCGACGAGACCUUUGGCAAGUCCCCCGACGGUCGGGACGGCUUGCUGGGGGACUCUCACGGGAUGGCGAAGAGGGUCGAGGCUCUGUGGACGAGCCUGGGCGGCGAGCUCGUCCAUCCGGCUCACACCAACAUGUGCUGGCUCGAUCUGGACGCCGCCUCCUGCAGCGAGGACCGCUUCGUCGAGCUGAACGAGGCAGCUGGCUUAAAGGUCAUGGGCGGCCGCCUCGUCACCCAUUAUCAGGUCGCCCAGAAUGGAGACGAGGUCCUUCGACGGCUCGAGCGCGUCUUCAAACAGGUCUUUGCAGGGACCAAGGGGGCGGAGCCAAGUCGGCCAGGAGCAAGAUCCAUCUAUCGAGCACAAUGA
Molecule: messenger RNA, 1296 nt
Organism: Drechmeria coniospora
Lineage: Eukaryota; Fungi; Ascomycota; Sordariomycetes; Hypocreales; Ophiocordycipitaceae
Product: l-allo-threonine aldolase
Exons: 3
Coding region: 1-1296 (431 amino acids)
Biological process (GO): L-threonine catabolic process; glycine biosynthetic process
Cellular component (GO): cytosol
Molecular function (GO): L-allo-threonine aldolase activity
Source: RefSeq, a predicted model, not a curated record